CUCGACUUGAGAACUCGACUGCCUUCUCUGAUCAUAAAUUCCAAUCUCGCAAAUUCUCAUCUGGUGGAUAUAAAUGGAGACUGAUCGUAUACCCAAAAGGGAACCAAAAGGACAAUGGGAGUGGAUUUAUUUCCAUGUACGUAGAAAUAGACAGCAAAAGCUUGAUGGUAUUCACACCACCAACAGAGAUUUUUGCCGAACUUCGUUUCUUUGUCUACAACAAGAAAGAAAACAAGUACUUUACUAUUCAAGAUGUAGAAGUAAAGCGGUUCAAUGCCCUUAGAACGGUGUGGGGACUGGUGCAAGUUCUUCCAUAUGAUACAUUCAAUAACCCUGAAAAUGGCUACGUUUUCGAGGGAGGUCAAUGUGAGUUUGGUGUUGAUGUCAUUGUUGCUCCAUCCCUUACCAAUUGGGAAAUCCAUUCUUUUAAUGAGAAAUUCUCUGGUCCUAAGUUCUCUUGGGCUCUCAAGAAUUUUUCUGAAUUGAACGUGAAUAAUUUGACAUCAGAUAUUUUUUCAAUGGGAGGGAGAAAAUGGGUUCUAAGGCUGUAUCCCAAGGGCGACACUAUAGCAGAUGGUAAAUGGUUAUCCAUUUAUCUGGAAAUGGCUGCUAGUGAUACACUAAAAGAAGAUGAGAAGAUUUUUGUGCAAGCAAACUUACGAGUUCUAGACCCACUUGGAUCCAAUCACAUCCAACUCCAGAUGAACGUCUGGUUCGAAGUACAAAAUGCUAGUUGGGGUUGGAAUAAGUUUAUGUCCUUAGCUGAACUUCGAAAGACUUACUUGGACAACAAGGAACACGCGUUGAACGUUGAGAUGGAAUUUAAAGUUGUUUCUGCUACCAAUUACUCUCCCAUUAUAUAAGCACUACUGUAGGUCUAUCAGAAAAUGCUACAUAUGUCUUGCAUUUUUUAGUCAACAUUCGAAUUCUCUACUUUCCAUAUAUGCAUUUGGUUUUACAAAGGAAACUUACCUUUGUAGUUUGUGGUACACAGAAACUCCACAAGUAUAAUAUCCCUAACUAUAUUCCGCAACUCUUUAACUACUUUGAACAACAUGUACCGCUUACCAUUAACUUGGCAUGGAAUGGAGUAACGUCGUUAAUUGUUUCUCCCACAAUGAUUGUUGGUUAACAGAAAGAACAGAAAUAUAGAAGCAUAGUGGUAGAAAGAGUAUGAGAGACAUUAGAGUGUGUCUUAUUCCUUUCUUUUUGUAUCUCAGUGACAGAAGCUUGUGAUCUUGUUGAUAUAUACGAUUCCUCUUAUCAAUGUCGAAUUGAUUGAUAUUUAGAAUUCUUAAGCCUCCGUGUGUUCUUCUUUGGAUCUCUUCCAGUAAUUGCACCAAUUCUGAAAUCAAAUCGUGCAGAAGUGUGUUAGUUCUUAGGCAAGGUCAAGCUACUUGGACAAGGAAGACAAUUUGAAUGUUGAGGUCGAAUUCAAAGUUGUUUCUGUUCUCCCAGUAUCGAAGCUCUAAUUUUACAAUAGUAGUACUACUAUAUGUAUAUAUUGUGACAACACUUAUAUCGUGAACAUUUUUAGAAUUUAUAACAAUUCUAUGUCUCAGACCUUUUUUCUUAAUAAUCAUUCGAUCGACUUCCAAAAUUUCCAUAAAAUAAAGUUGUUUACUGGUUAAACCAUCAAUCUGUUACAUAAUAUAUAUAAGAAAAAAAGAAUAAAACAAUGUUUGUUAGGCUAUGUUUUUUUUUCUAUUGGUUCAAAAGAGGUGUGGAGUAAUAAAAUAAUCAGAGGAAUGUGAUGAAAAAGAGUAUGUGGAAGGAGAAUUUUUCUUACGUAGAAAUUAAAGGAGCAAGUGGUUUUUACGGAGCUUAUAGAUCAUCUUAAGGUUGAAAGAUGUGAAACAAUGUCAUGAGGUAAGUCUCAGAAGAAGAUCACGGAUGCUAGAGUUUAGUUUGGCAUUACGUUGUUUCCAAACUAUCACGUAUACAAAAAUAAUUAAACCCACUCAAGUACCAAAAUGUUGUGCACACUUGUAACUUAGGUGACAUGAAGUAGUUUCGCCCAUCUUUCUCAGAUUCGUAUUCCACUGGGAAGGUCGCGUCCCAUGCUUUUUGAAAUGGUACCUUUAGAUUGUACAGCAUGCGGAUUAUGAGGUUUAAAAUUCUGAAAUUUUGAUUAAUUGUGAAGCUUUGAAUCUUCAACAUUGUUCAAAUUUUCAAACCAACUUCGAACUUAUAAGGCGCCGUGUUGACAUGAAGAAUUAAACAAAGGAAAGUAGUGGAGGAAGUAGAAGGAGUGGCCAUAUCACUUACCAAAUGGGGAGGAUUGGCUAGUCCACUACUAGUUAUUUAUUCUUCCACCAUUGAGUGAUUAUUGCUUUUGUUUCCUUUAAAUACACCAUGUAUGUUACACAAUUAAACACACAAUUCAAUACAAACAUUUCUUUCAUUCUCUCAAUCUCACAAAUCCUCUCAUUCUCUUAAAUUCGUAAAUUUCUCUUCUCUCUCAAAUACUUACGGUUACUUCACUCCUUUUUUACUUUGUUCGUGUGCUUCAUCACGGUUAAAACACUUAGAAGCUCUCAUAAUCCCACAAAUUAUCAUGGUAUCAGAGCAGCAACAAUCUUUGAAACCUUUCUAAAUUCCGCAAAAUCAAAACUCUGUUUCUAGUUCUUAAACUUUACCUCUGACCAAGUAAAUCCUCAAGAUGGA
Molecule: messenger RNA, 2667 nt
Organism: Brassica napus (rape)
Lineage: Eukaryota; Viridiplantae; Streptophyta; Magnoliopsida; Brassicales; Brassicaceae
Product: MATH domain and coiled-coil domain-containing protein At3g58200-like
Exons: 5
Coding region: 135-863 (242 amino acids)
Molecular function (GO): protein binding
Source: RefSeq, a predicted model, not a curated record